AUGUCUUCGCGAAGCGAUCGAAGCGCGCCAAGACUGCGCAAACCUUCUCUUGUGGAUACGGCAAAGGCAGAUACAAACGCCGAAGAGUUUGUCAAGCUAGAGUUACACAACUUGGGCGUUCCGCACAUGGCUGAAGACGGGAUGGAGAACGCGCAUGCGCAUCUGAUGCAAAGGACGAAGAGCUUCAAUGAAAAGACGCGAGAGCGUCCGGAGGACGUCGAACUUUGGAUCGAAUUCGCCCGAUUUCAAGACGAGUUCAUGGCUUUGACGAGGAAACGAAGUGAAAUUCGUCAACUGGUUGAGAAAAAGAUCGCCAUACUGGAGCAGGCACUGAGGUAUCAUUCGCACGAUGCGCGUGUGAUCAUCAUGCUGCUCAUGGAGUACGAAAAGGUUGAAGAGAGUCCUUCAAUCAAAUCACGCUGGCAUUACGCGUUAGAGCAAAAUACUGGAAGUCCUGAUAUUUGGCACGCGUAUCUUCGUUACCGUAUGCGUGACUUUAGUAACUUUAGCGCGAGCAGCGUUCGUGACGACUUCAACAGAGCGUUACGUUCACUCGCGAUAGCAAGGAACCAGUUGAAGCAAAUAUCUGCUGCACCAAGCAAGGUGUCUGAACUAGAACGCGCAAUUGUCGAUCUCAUUGUCGAUGUAUGUCGAUUCGACAUUCAAACUGGUGAAACGGAACUAGCAGUAGCAAGGAUUCAAGCAGCAGUAGAGUUUUGUUGCCUCUCCCCGUCGACGCAGACGGAAGACGAAUUGGUGGAUGCAUUCGAGCAAUUUUGGGAGUGCGGUGAGCCUCGUAUCGGUGAGCCGAAUGCCACGGGAUGGAACGAAUGGAUGUCCAUGAACACGGAGCUCAAGAUAAUAGUUCGUGAUGCGAAAUCAGACGCAGCGAGUAGGAACAAACAUGCGCAUCAAACGCCUUACGAAGUGCCUCCGCCUCCUCCGCCUCCACCGGAUGUGCCAGCAGGAGCCAUCCUUGGUGGUGGCUGGGAACGUUUUGAAGACACUGCAAUAGACAACGAUGAAGAUUGCGUUGGCGACGAUAGUGAGGAGGAUGAAGAACCAGACGCAGCCGCGCUCGCACUUCUCGAAGAGCAGCUUGACGCAGCAGCGGACAUUGAAAUUGAUGAUGAGAUAUUGCGUCGAUGGAUUGUGAAAGAGAGGGAACGCUGUUGCGAGAUAUGGAGACCAGCUCGAUCGAUGGACGUGCAAGAAGAUGAACAAAGCGCGUCACCUCGUGUGAUAUGGUUCGAUGAUAUCAAGCACGGUUUGAUAAGGCUGAGCGACGAAACUGCAAAGCGGCGAUUGUGGAUGCAAACACUACGUCUCGUCGGCACUUUGGACAAGCUCCCUACUGAUUUUGAUCAUGAUAAAUCGCUCGAUCUCAUUGAAUGCACGGCUGGUCCGUAUGUAAAUGCCUCGAGAGUUUUUGCCUCCGCCGAUGGCGUGAAGCACAAUGGAACAUGGCUUUCACAGAGUUAUGGACUUGAGCACGCGUGGGUCACCGCCGAUGCUGGACGCGGCGCUCUUGGAGCGAAUAUGUUUCGCGUUUUCGCAAGCUAUGAUCCAACCAUUUUCUCAUGUCGCGUCGUCACCGAGAAAGAUGUUGCAAAGGAGCUUCUGUCGGGUGUCCACGAAAAUUCUCUCAAGCUUUGGUCGCAUUUUGCGAAAAUGGAGUGGGAAUCUGGACGUAAGGCAUCGGCGCGAAAAAUUUAUGCAAAAGUGUUCAGCACUGCGACGUCAGCCAAGGUGCAAGACAUCUCACAUCUAGCUCUAUCUUGGGUCGAAUGCGAACUGCGCGAGAGUGAUAGAGAAAACGCACUGAAAGUGUUGUUGGCACUCGCGAGCGUAGAUUCUGGUGAAGAGACCACUCCGAACGCCGCCCGCGUUGAAGGCGCCACGGUCUUUCUACGAGCGCAAAAUUUGUUCAACCAAAAAAUGAACAACGCUUUUGCAGGCGGCGGUGUGUGGAAGGGUCGCGAACACGAUGGUCUGCAAGAAUAUGGAAUUGCGUUGAUUCAAUGCUUCGCGCACUUCCAGUACUUGAACAAGCAGACGUGCAAGGAAAUUGACGAUGCGAUUUGUGCAGUACCACCAGAGACGCAACUUCGCGCGACGAACGUGGAGCAUUGGCACAGUUUGCACGUCAAGCUGUUGGACAUGAAGCCACUCGCAACACGGCGCUCAAGUCUUGAAUGCGCGCUAAAAGUUUUUCCAAGGAGUCCGCAUCUGCUUCUGAAGAUGUGUGAACUUGAACUUGAUGUCCAAGGCAGGCAGCGCAUGCGUCGUUUAUUGGAUUUUGAACUCGAGCGCAAUCCAAACGUGACGCUGAUGUACUACGCGCUCGGCAUGGAGGUCGGCAAACCGUUCGUAUCGAACCCUCGCGUAAUUUCCGUCCUCGAGCGAGCAUUGCAACCGGCAUUAAUCACGGCGCAGUCGCCUUUAUUGUGGCUUACGUACAUGCGCGCGUACGUGUCGUGCGGACAAGCGUCCAGCGCUAAGACAAUCUUCUUACGCGCCAUAAACGCGGUACCGUGGAAUAAAACGAUUUGGCUGUAUGGGAUCGAAUCACUAGCGUCGGUGUUUUCGACCAAAGAACGUGCCGCCCUGCUCGAUGUCAUGCGUGGCAAGGGAAUCAGCCUCAGAACGGACGUGUUCGAGAUCCAACUCGAGCGCGCUGUCGAGGCAGCAUGAAAGAAUUCAGAAUUUAAUUUUAGUCCUACUGUAGGUAGAUACUUGUUGUACAUUCU
This is a messenger RNA of Ostreococcus lucimarinus CCE9901, 2750 nucleotides long. RefSeq lists its product with no specific name. Gene Ontology annotation, molecular function: protein binding. Gene Ontology annotation, cellular component: catalytic step 2 spliceosome. The record is from RefSeq and is a predicted model, not a curated record. The coding region runs from base 1 to 2694 and encodes 897 amino acids. NCBI's taxonomy places the organism in Eukaryota, Viridiplantae, Chlorophyta, Mamiellophyceae, Mamiellales, Bathycoccaceae. Gene Ontology annotation, biological process: negative regulation of RNA catabolic process; regulatory ncRNA-mediated post-transcriptional gene silencing. The transcript has a single exon.